This is a messenger RNA of Daphnia pulicaria, 493 nucleotides long. Its product is annotated as zinc metalloproteinase nas-8-like. Gene Ontology annotation, molecular function: metalloendopeptidase activity. NCBI's taxonomy places the organism in Eukaryota, Metazoa, Arthropoda, Branchiopoda, Diplostraca, Daphniidae. Gene Ontology annotation, biological process: proteolysis. The record is from RefSeq and is a predicted model, not a curated record. Bases 23 to 493 code for a protein of 156 amino acids. The transcript is spliced from 4 exons.
GAUUUGAUAAAGUUAAAUCAGAAUGGCGUUUGAAAAAACACUUUUGUUCGUGGCCAUCUCCGUGACGUUGUCCAGUUGCUGGAUCCACUCCGCCGGAGCCAAUCCCGUCCCGACAGAAGACGAAAAUCAAUUAGAUCAGGAUGAUAGUUUCAAAGCUGGAAAACCAUUGACGGAAGAAGAAUUCAAUAGUGGAGCUACUGGAAACAAAGGAGCUUCUAUGAACAACCGGCCAUGGGAAAAUCAAGAAGGCGGUGACGUGCCACCCAGUAAUGGAAAUAAAAAGAACGGAGACGUCAAAUGGCCUGGUAGACAAAUUCCCUACGUCAUAUCAAGCACUUUCACGGCUCAGGAGCGUAAGGUAAUCGCCAGUGCCAUGGCGGAUUUUCACAAGAAAACCUGCAUCCGCUUUGCACCCCGCAAAACGCAAAGUGAUUACCUCAAGAUCAUCAGGAGCAAAGAAUCCCAAACUGGGUCGGCUGGUUACCCUGGGUAA